AUGCUUUCCUCAACGGUCGUAGAACACGCUGCUCUCGGAUUCGCAUUCGCGGUUCUCUCACUGUUCGUGCUCGCGUUCGCCGUAAUUGCCGUCGUCUUGUUAACGAUUUCCCACUCGUGUUGGUAUAAAUGCGAUUUUCUAGAUUCCGAUGGUGAUCCGCUAAUGGAAGACUACAAUGCAUUGUUUGCCGAUAUUCCAAUUGUUUCGGACACCGACAUUCCGAUCGAUACCGUCGUCGGCUACACCCCGAAGCAUGCCGAAAUUGUGUAA
Messenger RNA from Caenorhabditis bovis, 270 nucleotides. Lineage: Eukaryota; Metazoa; Nematoda; Chromadorea; Rhabditida; Rhabditidae. The record is from the annotation of a GenBank genome assembly.